UAGUGAGCGCGAAAACCUACCGACCUACCUGCCAAGCGGCUCUAUGGCCCCAGCUGCAAGAACGGAAAUGGAGGGUGCUUUGACGGGUUGGCGUCAGAGGCUCCCUAACUUCCGGUAGCGUGCGAGUGGCGAAGUGGGGGGAGGGACUUUUUUGGCCAGAGGCGGGGCUGAGGCCUCCUCUGCGCCGCCCGCCAGCAAGGCCUCCCCCCCACUCGGGCACAUACUCAACCCCCCCAGCAGUCCCCCCCCUUUCUUUGUGGGACGGAGUUUGGUAAUUUUUGCCCCCCCCCGCGCACCUUUACCCACGCACACAGGCGAGGAACUUUGUGAGGAGGAGGAUAGAAAGAAGAGGAGCCAUGGCUGACAGAACAGCCUCGACUCUCUCCGAGUCAGGCUGGUACCUGUCAGGUGAAGGAAUUGAAGCUUGCACAAAUUCAUCUGACAAAGUCAACAUAAAUGACAUUAUCCUGAUUGCACUAAAUACAGAUUUAAGAGCCAUUGGGAAGAAGUUCCUCCCAAGUGAUAUCAAUGGUGGCAAGGUGGAAAAGCUGGAAGGCCCAUGUGUUCUGCAGAUCCAAAAAGUUCGCAAUAUAGCUGCACCAAAGGAUAAUGAAGAAUCUCAGGUUGCUCCCAGAAUGCUGCGUUUGCAGAUGACUGAUGGGCACACAAGCUGCACUGCAAUAGAAUAUAAUUACAUGUCAAAAAUAAGUCUGAACACUCCUCCUGGAACAAAAAUUAAACUGUUGGGAAUUGUAGAAGUGAAAAAUGGGUUCCUCCUUCUGGAUGACAACAACACAGUGAUACUUGGAGGUGAAGUGGACCAUCUUAUAGAAAAGUGGGAGUUGCAAAGGAGCUUAUCAAAACAUAACAGAAGUAACAUAGGAACAGAAGGUGGACCUCCUCCCUUUGUGCCUUUUGGGCAGAAAUGUGUAUCUCAGCUGCAAGUGGACAGCAGGGAGCUUGAUCGGAGAAAAACUCUGCAAGUGACAAGCGUGGCUAAACCUGUUGGAGACAAUGAUGAAUUUGAAAAACAGCGAACAGCUGCUAUUGCAGAAGUAGCAAAAAGCAAAGAGACUAAGACAUUUGGAGGAGGUGGCAAUACUAGAAGCAAUCUCAGUGUGAGUGCAGGAGGAAAUCGAACCAGGGAAGUGUUCCAAAAAGAGAAGAUGAAACCCGAGGGGAAAAAUGAAGGUGUUUAUCGGGAACUGGUUGAUGAAAAGGCUCUCAAACACAUAACAGAAAUGGGUUUCAGUAAGGAAGCAGCAAGGCAAGCACUUAUGGAUAAUAGUAACAACCUUGAAGCUUCAUUAAACUUUCUUCUGAACAGCAAUAAACAGAUGACUGUACAAGGACCACCUCUUAGAGGCAAAGGAAAAGGCAGAGGUCGAAUACGACCUGAAGAUGCGGAAGAACUGGGAAAUGCCAGGCCAUCUGCUCCAAGUACGCUGUUUGACUUUCUGGAGUCUAAAAUGGGUACUCUUGCAGUAGAAGAACCAAAGCUACAUAUAUCACUGCAGCAUCAGGGACAACAGAGAGUAAUGAAUACUGAACAAAAUGGCAUAAAAAUAUAUAACCACCAAAUGCAUGUUCCUCGAAAUGACACUAGACAGCCAAGGAAUGAGAAGCCACCUCGUUUUCAGAGAGACAGUCAAAAUUCAAGGCACGUCAUGGAGGGGAGUGGAUUAAUGAGAGCCAGAGCUUCCGACAGACAAAAUUCUUUGGGCCCUGAGCAAUGGGUUGAAGAGAGAAAUAGAUGUGAUAGAUUUUAUCCUCGAAAAGAUAUUGCAUAUCCCACAGCUGUUCACCCAGGUGACUUUCAUUUCAAGAGGAGGGACAACCCUGUGCAAAACAGACAAGGAAAAGUUGCAUCACUCAUGGAAACAAAAGAGAACUCGGCUGCUCAAGAUACAUCUGACAGCAAUAAUCAGAAACAGGGAAGUAGGGAAAGUCAGAUACACCAUCCUGACAAUUUCUAUGAUAGGAAAACACUAAUGCUAACAAAUGAAAGUUUAACCAGCUUACAAAAUGAGCAGCACUUUGGUAUGAACAUAGAUUAUCAAAAACCUGUUAGAACUGAUCAUUUUAGUUCUGUACCGAAUGGCGAUGUGGAACAUUUUCAGAAAGGAAGGAGAGUUGGACCUAUUAAAAUGCCUGCACCCAACCUGACCACAUCAUUUGAUGUCAAAAUGUACUAUGAUACUGGGCCCAAAAAGAGAUCUGGGCCCAUCAAACCAGAAAAAAUGAUGGAACCAUCUAUUUCAGGAGAGUAUGGGAAAAGCUGGCAACCAGGGGAUGAAUGUUUUGCUCUUUACUGGGAAGACAACAAGUUUUAUCGGGCAGAAAUUGAAGCUCUUCAUUCCUCCGGGACAACUGCAGUUGUUAAGUUCUGUGAUUAUGGAAACUAUGAAGAGGUGUUACUAAGCAACAUCAGGCCCAUUCAAGCUGACACCUGGGCACACCAAAAUCACUCCUCUCACCUACUAAGUCAUAUUGUGGGAGCAGACCCUCUUGGUGAUGGACACAGAAGCCAUGAUUUCCAAAGCACUACAAAUCUUGACUUGCCACUACCUAGGUUUGGUUGAUAAAGGGAUAAGUCUGCAUCUCAAGAAUUUCCACCAUUUCCCCAGGCUAUACACGAAGCUCAAGUUUCAUCUUCCCUUCAGCCAGUCCUAGAGAAGCUAAGACUGUUCUUCCCUUGUUUGGCACCCAGUCCUAAACAUGCAGAAUUUAAUAGGAUUCAAGUGAAGCCUAGGUCAUCAGGCUGACAAUAUUCCUUACCUUGUCAUUCAAUUCUUUUGUAUUAGGAACUGAUUUUACUCUUCUUGAAACAGUUGUACACCACAAUUUGGUUUGCUGCUUUCUGGGAUCAAGAAUGUCUUCUGGAUCUUGGAUAGCCUGAGAGUAUUAGCAGUGCAGUACUUGAGAAAGAUCCCUGGAACUUGUACCCAGGAAGUCGCAUCAGUUAUCAGUACUCUUGCUCCCUUCAUACCAUUAACACUGCAGAUCAUCAGGUUCCAGCAUGAGCCAUUUUUGUCAGGGAUGGGAAUGUUCACCAUCAUAUUACCAUCACAGAUAUUUUCUGGACCACAGAGAACCUUGCUUGCAUUAAUUGGUGGCAGCAAUGGUCUCAAAUUCCCCUCACACAAUAACAUUUACAGUAGCCAAGGAAUCAGCUCCUACCUCUAUUUUGGCUUCAUCACAAGCCUUAGUGUAGGAUCAAGCAUCCUGGUUAAGGUCCAUUGAACUUACGCUGACUACUUACUCGUAUGCCCUAGACUCUUGACCCUGUCACCUGUGAAGGACUCAGUCUUCCAGUUGGUUCACUCAGAUACUCCUGCACCGAUUGUCAUGCCCAUGGUACUCACUUUGCUCGUGGUUGCUUUGGAGUAAUGGUGAAAGCUCUCUUCUAAGCAUCCUGCAUCUAGACAGCUGGAGAAUUUGUAUAGGAAAAUUUUCAAGCAUCCAGCCCCAAAUUCAUUUUCGUGGAGGCCACAUGAGAGGUCACAACAAAAGUUCAGCUGUGCCUUGAUGGACCAUGAAGGAAGAAAGUUGGACAUUAAGGGAAAAGAAAUGCCACUUCAUCACUGCCCUCUGCAUAUAAUAUGUAUUCACAAAGUGCAUGACUGUUGUCACUGCACACUUUGGAUGACCAUGCUCAUCUGCUGUCUAGCAGUCCUUGAAACCACAUUGAGUUGACUACCAAUAUGUUUGUUGGACCCAGCCGCUCAGCCAAAUAGUAAAACUCAUAGGGCUAAUGGCUUUGACAGUGUCACCCCUUUAUCUGUCUGAGGAGGCACCUUCUUUAGCAUUGGCUCCUAGAUAUGAUCCAGCUAAGAGUGAACUCCCAUACCAAGUGUUUUGUCCCACCUUUAGGAGUUUGGUGGGUGAUGAAUGCAAAUGAUCAACCUGCUCUGCUCUUUUUACACCUCAGGCUUCAACUUGUGUACUUGCCACAAACACAUACAUGGGGGGGGCACAUUGUGGGACUCAUGUUUAAGGCUGUGUGUGUGUGAGUAGAGUCGAGCCUUCUCAUAUAUGCCCCCAAGCUACUUGGCCAUCAUCAAAGCCUCUGGAGCUUUCAGGAUCUUCCUUUGGGGUCAGACCAUCCAGGUGGCUGCUGACAAUGUGUCCACUAUGUUCUACAUAUAUAACCAAAGUGGUACUGGACUGAGGAUUCUCCUACCCUUACACUGGAGUUGUGGGACUGGUGUGUAUCCAAUUUUGUGUCUCAUAUGGUAAUUCAUCUUGCUGGCAAAGUCAAUAACCCAGCAGACCAUCUCAACCACACUAUAUUGCUCUGGUGGAUGGGCCCUUGUGCAGUGUGGCUGUCGAUUACCUGUUUUGCUACUGGCAGAUGCUGCAGGUAGAAGUUUUUGCCAUCCUCACCAACAGGUAGUGCUGAUAGUUCUGCAAUCAGGAGGGCAUGAACAGGAGAUCUCUGAGGAUUCUUUCCUCUUGGACAUCUAUCUGGUGAGGGGUCUACAAAUUAUGGCUGGAUUUGGUAAACAAACAUUAGUUUCUACUAGCCAGCUGUGAAAUCCAUCCCCGUCAUGAUAUGGCAACAAUACUAUAUACAUUUGUCAACGCAGAUAUUAUCUGACAAAGUUAUAUAACUCAUUUUGUAAUCUAGGGGUGGGUAACUUUUUUUUGCUCUAGGGACAACAUUCCAGUGGUGGCUACGCCCAAGACAAAAGUAGGUGUGGUCAAAGCGGUGAAGCUACUCCACGUACACAAUCCACACAGAGAGAGAGACACAGACAUUCCUCUUCACUGCUGUUCAUCUCUUUCACCUAGGCAUUGAGGGAAGAUCACGAGACCUCCAUGGUUUCCUAGUGAUUCCCCUCCCACAAUUGAUUCUCCCCUAUGUGUCGCUGAUAAAAUGGCAAAGAGGAUGCUGGUUCUUUGAGAACCACAGCUUCAAAGUGUUCAAGGUACCUUGAGGUGGUGCCUCCCAACAUAUCCACCUUCCCUUGCUUUUCAUGACUGAAAAACCAAGGGCUGAAGAACUGCCAUUGGGAACCGCCACUUGAAAAGGCUCCAGGCACUUUGAGGUGGUGGCUCCCAAUAGAGCUGGCUUCCCCUGCCUCUUGCCUUUCCCAAGAAAGGCAAGGAAAGCUUUGGAAACUGUUGCUUCAAGCAUUGUCUAAAGGAAGAGGUGGGUGAAGCUUCCAGUUUGGAACACCAUUUGGGAGAUUGGCGAGCUGGAUCUGGCUUGCUGGUUACUAGUUCCCUGCCCCUGCUCUAAUCCUGUACAUACUUAAGUGGAAGUAAGCCCCAUUGUACUCAUUAGGGAGUACUUCUGACUAGAGAGCACGAAUCUUUGAGUGCACUAUCAAUUAUGUAAAAUAACAAGCACAUGAUUCAUUUAUGUGAUUCAUUACACAGCUUUUGACAUUUCUCUGUCUCCCCCCCACCCCACAUACUGCUUUCACAUUUGUAGGACUAUUCUUCUGUUAGACUAAGCUUUUUUGUGCAAUGACUGCAGUCCUGUGCAUAUUUAACUUGGGUGUAGGCUCCUUUGAACUCAGGGGUGCUUACUUUUGAAUGCAUAGGUUAAUUAAUGCAACAUAUUGAGCUUUAACAAAUACACUUCUUCAGCCUGCUGAAAUGCAACCUUUAGCUUUUAAUCAGAAAAGCAAACAAUCUUACAAAUAGGUGUUAGCAUUCAAAUGGUUCGCCUGAACGUUCGCAAUCAGGAGAAACACUUUCAGUUCUCAAAGUGACUGCAAAGGUUGCAGACUGAAAGAAACAAGUUCCAACCCUCCACUCCCCCAGGUUUAUUUUUAAUUAGGGUUCUCUGAUUGCUACAAUUGAUUAGCAUAGAUAAAAUAACUGAACAAGUGAGCUACUACAGAGAGAUUGGCUCCACUUUCUCUGACUGGUUACUCAGGCCAGGGCCAGCGCCAGACUAGCGGGCCCUUGGCCAGUGCCCAACCUGGCCGUCCCCUGGUGUCAGGCCUGACCCAGGCAUUUGAUGGAUGAAGGAGACUGUUCCUGGCAACCCAGAGAUCACUGAACAGAAUAAAGUUUUUAUUUGCAAUUUUUUUAAAAAAAUGUUUUUAUAUAUAGCUGUGUUUUAGAAUGUUUUAACUGUAACUUUUUAGAAAGUUUUUUGGGUGUGUGUGAAAUUGGUUUGUUUGCCACCCUGGGCUCCUUUCAGGCGGAAGGGCAGUAUAUAAAUUUAAUAAUAAAAAAUAAGUAAAUAACACCAUUUGAAUUUUAGCUAAUCUGCCAAGAACUAUAGUAAAACUUGAAAGCCUCAUCAUAACCCCAUGGAUUUGGCAGGUGUGGGAGGCUGUAGCCACCAUUACCUUGGCAGCUGAUUCAGGACAGUAUUCAACUAAAUUCUUGUGUUAGCGGGCUGACUUCGUGCAAGGGGAUUUCCUCCCUGUCCUCCCCCUGCAUACGUUUCCAUGUUGUUCCCAAAUGUGCUCCAGAGAGUUGGGGAAACCCCAGGAACAGAUUUAGGGGGAAAGUGGGAGAACAUUCCAUUGCUCAAAAAAAAAAAAUCAUUGUGUUGAUGGGAUGUUCAAUUUAGUGCUAUGUUGAAUACAACCUUUUGUCAAAAUCUCUGGCCAGCAUGCCCUGUUCUUCAGACAGCCUAGUCCAGUGUGCUCUUCCCCUUUUCAGCUGUAAUGAAGGCCCCAGUGAGGGUCUGCCAGUGAUGACUCAGUACUUCCUGGUUUAUCAGCAGCAACAGCAUCUAUUACCUGCCCUUCACUCAAAGCAGGGUGACUUACAACAAUGUUAAAAUAUGACAAUGUAAACAAUUUAAAAACAUCCUGAAAUCCCGAAAUAGUGUGGGUCCUAAAAAUACAUGUCUCAGAUGUCAAAGGCCAGUGACAUUGUCAGACAUACCUCUGUGGGUAGGGAGUGCCACAACUUAGGGACCAACACAGAGAAUGCCAUCUCCUGGGCCACCACCACCCCGAGUUUCUGAGAGCGAUGGAACUACCCAAAGGGCUUCCUCUUCUGAUCUCAACACCCAAGAGGGUGUGUAGGAGCCUCCCAGGGCCAAUGGCAGUCCACAUGCACCCUACAAGAAUCAUUGCAACUAUCCACAUUUGUCUGAUACAAUGAUCUAGAUGUUUAGCUUCAGGAAGAUGCCUUUUUCAGACAGGCUGUGCUGAACUUGUCAUUGUCUAGCACUGCCUGUCCUUCCACUGGGUAAGUCAGCUUGCUAUUCUACCAUAUGUGAAACUGCAGAGACUGUGAAGAAGUAAAACAGAUUGCCUAUGUGUAACUGCUUCUUUGAGCAGUUAUCUGUGCAGUUACACAAAUCACACUGCUUCCCCACUACAGGUGUUUUCUUGCUCUCACUCUGCUGCUUCUUUAUAUAAUGGUGGUAGUUGACCAUUAGGAACUGAGGUGGGAGUCACACUCCUUUGAGUGUGUGUACUGAGGGCAGGAGGAAGGCUUCCCACCAAAACUUUCACCUAGCUCUAGGAAUUUCCAAAUGUUGUUAAUUACAGGUGUAGAACCCAUAUGAGCAACUGCACAGAUGCUCACUUGAAGAUCCACAGUUACAAGUAAGCACUCUGUUUAUCUUUGGUUUUCUAAACUCAUUUCUAGCAUUCCCUUAAAAUUGUUAAAAUUAGUUUUCCUAGAAUUUCACUUCCUGUAUUCUGACAAUCCUAAUUAGUCAUCUCAUGAAGGCUUUUGUUCAGCUGCCUGUCUACUUGUGCAGCCUUUAUACAGGCUCUAGUCAUGAAAACCCUAUUAAUAGGGUCGCCAUAACUCAGAAUCAACUUGAAGGCAGUACAUGUACAUUUUAGACAUAGAGGCUAGAGACAAGGAAGUGGUUUAAUGCCCAAAUCAGGCCCAAAGUUUGAGUUUAAUGAAAGAAUACCAACCUUAUGCAUGAGUGCCUGCAGCUGAGAAAAAAUAGGUGUAUCAGGCCUAUUAAAACUUGUUUUAUAGACAAGCAUAACAGUGGCAUUCUCAAUGAUGGAAAAUGCCCAUCUUUAUACAGAACCUUUGGAGACAACUCAGUCAAAUAAGUCUCUCCUUAAAAAGGUUUGCUAACUGAUUCAUCCAAGUCAAGAACAGAUAUCUGUCCAAAUAUCUUCUAGUAUUCAAUCUGUGGCCUUUGGCAGGAUCAAGAAAAAUUAAGCCGAGGAACUGGGCCAAGUUGGAGCCAUGAUGCGGGGCUAGGUUCACUCCAGUGGUGCUGCUGGGAUAUGCUAAAUAUGCUUAGUUGUUUUGUAAAAUACAAGUCAUAGUGGCCUUCAGCCAAUUCUUCAUGUGUGUAGGAACGCUGGGUAUAGUAAUAUUCACUGAUAGGCAAAAACCCUUGCGGUCUAAGAAUGUACCUAUAGCCAACAGAUAUUUCCAUCAAACUUUAAAGAGUUGGGCAGCUAUAGUGAAUGCACCAGGGGAGCAGGAGACCUGACCUCCUCUCUUUGAUAUUGUACUGCCCUACAAAUCUGUAAAAAUGCAAGCACAAUUUGGGUUGGUCUUUCACAGAUGCAGCGGCGACUGAGAGAAAAGCGUUGGCUUCUACCAUCCUUUAGCCUUAACCUAUAUGCUGUGUUUCAGCUGAUUUGGCACAGGUUUCCCACCAUUGUUUUAUCAAUCCCCGAACCUUUGCCAAUUCAGGUAUUCAACCAAGCCUUUAAGUGGAGAGGUAUUGCUAUCAGUAGCCUCUGAAUUGAAAAAAAAAUGUGUUUAAUUCAUAGAGGUCAUUUAAAAUUGUCUUCUACUCAUACAAUGAUCUGAACCCUUUGUAAUCUGAACUUUACAACAUAAUGAUCUGCCAAGACAAAUGGAUUGUCUGCAACUCCCACAUCGCUGAUCUCAAAGACUGUACAGAACAGCAAAAUCAGUGCGAACUUUGCUACAUCUUUUUGGCUACUACUGAGCCGGGAUAAUACCAUGAUGGUCAGUGUGGCCAUAAAGUUCUAUCUCACUAGAUAUGGUAUGUGGUGCAAUGUGACCUAGCUACCACUGUGCCACAAACUUUGAUAUGCCUAUCUGCUUCACUAGACAAAGUAGCUUUGGAAAUAAGCUUGAGACACAUCACCAGAUUGCUAGGAGCUGCCUAUAAACUUUUUUACUUUCUUCUCUCCCCCCGUUCUUGUUAAAUUGUUUUGUUUAUGUUUGCCUCCCAGAGUUCCUUCAGGAGGAAGGGCAGGAUAUAAAUUCAAUAAUAAAAUAAAUAAAUAGAAAAGAAAUCUCUGUUUCUUGACAAUAUCCUCAUUUUGCGCUGACUGGAAUAAUCUAUGCUAGAAGUGGUCCUCUAGGACUUAUUCUAUCCAGAUCUCAGUGACAAAAAUCAGUCAGUAGCCUCAUCCAGAAUCAUCAUAAAUCAGUGUGGUAUAAUGGACAGUGUGUUAGGCUUGGACCAGGAUGAACUGAUUUUGAAUCCCUGCUCAGCCAAAAAGUUCACAGACUUUGAGCCAGUCACAAUGUCUCAACCUCACUGAUUUUUACACUGAGUUGUGAUGAUAACGGAUGAGUGUGGAGGGAAGCCAUGUACAUUGACUUAAGUAUCUAUGUGGUUCCCACUCACCCUACCCAUUUUAUCCUCACAACCCUUGAGGGAAAAGUGAUAUGUAUUGUUUUCGACUGUUGAUAUGGAGAUAAAACAAAAAAACGCCAAUGCAUCCGAGCAGAACUGCAUACAGAAAUCAGCCACAUAUC
Molecule: messenger RNA, 9642 nt
Organism: Rhineura floridana
Lineage: Eukaryota; Metazoa; Chordata; Lepidosauria; Squamata; Rhineuridae
Gene: TDRD3
Product: tudor domain containing 3
Exons: 13
Coding region: 357-2582 (741 amino acids)
Cellular component (GO): nucleus
Molecular function (GO): protein binding
Source: RefSeq, a predicted model, not a curated record